AACCAUCUGUUUUAUUGUUUUAAAGUUUUCAAUUUAUUUUUCCAUAUUCUUUCAUUUUUAUUCGCUGUAUUAAACAUGUGGACAUUUUUAUCAUUCUUCUUAGUUGCACUAUCAUCAAUGAAUACAUAUUCUUCAUAUUUAAAUCAUGUAAAUUUACCACCAGAACAUGUGAUUUACUAUUUCAACACAUUUGAAACUGUCGCUGAAGCUUGUUUAGCUGACCCCGAGUGUCCUUUUAAAAACCUGGUCGGAAGAAAAGCUUGUUGGGGAUAUGAACGUAACUGUAAUCAGUCUUUAUCAUAUCACGUUAGACCGCGAUGUCCCGGAGACCAUCGUGGUUGGGUUCAGACGAAAGAAGCUCAGUAUUCCACAUUUUUUACCCAAGCAGACUUUGGUUAUGUUAAAGAACAAAUAGAAGAGUUAAUGGUAAUGUGCGAAGCUUCAUAUCCUCUUGACUCAUCCCUUGAAUGCUCCAAAUACUUAAGGUUUUGCAGAGGGCGGAACCUCAUGCUGAAUUUUACAGGCCUAGUGGGUCGCGGUAAUAAUCUUCGUUAUAAGAUGGACAUAUUAGGACCUGGACAAAUAGGAGGCUAUUGCAAUUUGUAUUCGGAGCGUCUCUUGAAAGAGGCUGAACACAUGAGUGCCCUGCAAUCAUGGGCCCCGGAGCUAGUGAAUUUUGUAAAAACAGAUAAAAGGCCUAUUCCAAGUGGUAUUUGUGAUGUUACUAUUGAUAAACCAACUUUCAUUAUGAAGUUAGAUGCAGCUGUAAACAUGUAUCAUCACUUUUGUGAUUUCUUCAACUUGUAUGCUAGUUUGCAUGUGAACUCUACUCAUCCAUCUACAUUUUCAAGAGAUAACCACAUUCUUGUAUGGGAAACUUUUACAUAUGACUCUGCUUUUAAGGAAGCCUUCAAAGCUUUUACCAUUAAUCCCAUAUUGGAUUUAAAAACUUUUAGAGGAAAAGUUGUAUGUUUUAAGAAUGUUGUACUACCAUUGCUGCCAAGAAUGAUUUUUGGUCUUUACUACAACACUCCAUUGAUUUACGGCUGUGAGAGAAGUGGACUAUUUCAUGCAUUUUCGAAGCACAUACUACACUCAUUGAAUGUAAAGCUUCAAAUACGCGAUAGUGACAAGAUAAGGGUUACUUUACUUUCUAGAGGAACAACAUACAGAUCGAUAUUGAAUGAAAAACAGCUCCUGGAUGCUUUGCAUAAGGUGGACGACUAUUAUGUGCAAAGAGUAGUCUAUGACAGGACUAUGCCCUUCACUAAGCAGCUAGAGAUAACUCAUAACACAGACGUGUUCAUUGGCAUUCAUGGCGCUGGUCUCACGCAUCUAAUGUUCUUACCGGAUUGGGCAGCUGUUUUUGAACUGUACAAUUGUGAAGAUGCGAAUUGUUAUUUCGAUCUAGCGCGAUUGCGUGGUCUUAAAUAUGUCACUUGGGAAAACAAAGAGAAACUUGUUCAACAAGAUGAGGGACACGGGCCCAACGGCUCACAUGCAAAGUUUACGAAUUAUUCUUUUGAUGUCGAAGAGUUUUUAAGACUAGUUGCAAAAUGUGCGGAACAUGUGAGGAAACGACCGGAUUUCAAGAGUUUUAUUGAAGCAUCACUUAUGAAGAGAAUGCAUGAAGAAUUAUAGAUUUAAAGGUAAGAGAUUAAACAAUUAAAAAAUGUCAUUGCAGAAAUCUGCUAAAAAGGUCUGGGUUGCACCAUCUUACUUUAACGUCAAAAAUCUGUCAAACCCCAAGUAACAUUUUACUCCAUUUAAGAGUUCACAUUUAGUUCCAAUGUGUACUUAAAGCAUUAGUACAGUUCACUCGUGAUGUAUAAGCUGUAUUAUUGCAAUUAAUUACACCUAUACCUGUCUAAGGGACUUAUAGGAGUAUAGACUAGUGUAGAGUUAUACUUUUAUACGAUUGUUGGUGUUAUAAUACUCUAACAACUAUCCUUUAGUCAGCCAUCUGACUAAGAGCAUUAUAGGAGGGUAGAGAUACGGCAACCGCUGUUUAACGGCCUACUUGUACGAUGUUAUAGAGCUAGCAUUUUAAUAGAACACACGUGGUCAUUUAUAAAGCCAAAGGCUGUUAUGUUUACUUGUUUUAGACUGUUAUACAGCUAGUAGCUGUAGUAGGACUUGUUUGUGAUAAUUAAAAUAACCUUUUUUACUAUCUGUACAAAAGUGUUUCAAUGGUUCGCAUGUACACUGUAGGCUGUUAAAAGGACUAUAUGUGUUGUCCAUUAACAUCAAUAGCAGUUUAUUUGUCCACAAGUACUACUCUUAUUUGCUUUAAGCUGAACACGAAUGUGAAUGUGAUAUUCUAUUACACAUUUCCCCAAGCCUGUUUUUAGUUGUUCAUGGUGGUUCUGUACAUGAUGCAGAGGAAAAUAUUAUGCCUGAACCUGAAAUUUCCCUUCAAAAUAUACCAGAUAUCAGAGUGUGAUGAUUGCAGUUCUUGUGAUAGUGAAUACCAUUUUGAUUUGGACAAUUAUUUAACCUUUCGCAAAAAAAAAUAAGAACAUGGGCUAUUGAAAAUCGUAUUCCUCAUUCCGCUUUGAAUAAAUUGUCAAGCAUAAUAAACGAAUUUAAACCGGGAACACUACCGUCUGAUGCUUUAGGUAUUCAUACUUGACUAUUAGUACCUGGGCUAGGCGAUUUAACGGACAUUAAUAAUUUUUAUUGCGGAUCUCUAAAAUUUCAGUAUUUUUGUAAGAAUUAAAGAUACACAAUUGACCUGAACUAGGUACAUCUUAAAGCUGUACAUAAGUUCACAUUAGAAUAAAUUUAUAGAAAUUAGCGCUGUAGUGGUACAAAUGUGGAACUUCAUAUAGAUAACAGCAUUCUAACAGAACACAUGUGAACCUAAUAUACGCUCACCGCAUUAAAUUGGAGUUAUAACAGUUCACAUAGCCGUAUUUCAUUUCCACCAUUUUGUUCUACAUAACCUAAAAUAUUUACCAAAUAAAUCUC
Molecule: messenger RNA, 2970 nt
Organism: Ostrinia nubilalis (European corn borer)
Lineage: Eukaryota; Metazoa; Arthropoda; Insecta; Lepidoptera; Crambidae
Gene: Eogt
Product: EGF domain-specific O-linked N-acetylglucosamine transferase
Exons: 8
Coding region: 76-1641 (521 amino acids)
Cellular component (GO): endoplasmic reticulum lumen
Molecular function (GO): protein O-acetylglucosaminyltransferase activity
Source: RefSeq, a predicted model, not a curated record